Molecule: messenger RNA, 807 nt
Organism: Babesia bovis T2Bo
Lineage: Eukaryota; Apicomplexa; Aconoidasida; Piroplasmida; Babesiidae
Product: Inner membrane complex family protein
Exons: 2
Coding region: 63-662 (199 amino acids)
Source: RefSeq, a predicted model, not a curated record
GGUACAAAUCAUUCUCAAUUUAAAUCAUAAAAUAAUAGCACUAACACUAAAAAUUAGUAAAAAUGCAGUGCUGCUCACGUGACACUCGUCUUAUGGACGAAGAAUGUGAGAUACAGGAACCUCAGGUAAGGACCAUUGGAACUGUUGCCGACAGGUCCCGCGCUCAGGAAAUUGGCCAAAACGUCGAAAGGCAAUGGGUUGCAGUCACUACCUACCAACCAGUGGACACUGUCACUAAGACUAUCGAGAUCCCCGUUGUUAAAACCGUGGAACGUGUUGUGCCAAAGCCUAUCAUCCAGGAACGUGUCAUUCAAGUACCUCGCGAAGUUACUCAAGUUGUUGAGAAGGUUGUAGAAAUUCCCGAUGUCAAAUUUGUAGAGAAGAUCAUUGAAGUGCCUCAAAUCCAAUACCGCAACAAAUUGGUACCCAAGGUUGAGGUUGUUGAAAAGAUUGUCGAAAAGCCACAAAUCAUUGAACAGUGGACCGAACGUAAGGUUGAAGUUCCUCAAAUCAAGGAAGUCGUACGUUACAAGGAAAUUGACGAAACUGAAGAAAUCAUUCGUUACUACCCCAAGGGACAUGGUAACAUCGACUGGGACAAGGAAUGCGAAAAGGCUCACAUCAUGAUCCCCAACGAGGUCACAGAGAGAUCUUCAAACUAAACUCGCUUACCCGGAUAAAAUGUCGCGGAUUAAUGUAAAAGACUGUGCAUUACUCUCUCUACUUCCACAGGCGCUAUCAGCUCAAACUGUAGCGAUGCGCUCUAAUGUACGCAUUCUGACGUAAUAUAUUUGCUUAGUAGUCUCU